AUAAAUCACAUAACACCGACAAAUUAAACAUUGAGAUUCAGUUUCAAAUAUACAAUUUUAAAUAAUACUGCGCUCGGUAAUCUUCCAAAUCGAAUCCCGUCCCGCCGUACACUUUGGUUUAAACUUUGUAAUUGUUAUUGUUUCGUCCUUAGCAGGCAUUUCUAAAAACAUUUUUGACGUUGUUUUGAAAUUUGGCGACAUAAAAUAAUGUAAUUAAUAUUUUCUAAAAUAUGGAAAUAAUACACUGUGCGGCAGGCCGUUUGCUAAAUCUGAAAAAAAGACACGGUGAUGGUCGAACAGCCAAAUAAAAGCGUAAAUGCCAAUUAAACUCAGACUACCAGAAAUAAGAAGUUUGAAUCGGGUGCAAAAUUGAAGCAGAAUAAAGUUUCAAAAUCUCGAAAAGUCGAACAGGUCAUAAAGAGGGUUAUUGCAAACCUCAGAGAAAAAAACCGCAAAAGGAGUAUCCCAGAGCGGUAGAACACCAACCCAACAGCGACCGAAAAUCAACGCAGUGCAGGUAAAUUGCGUAUAUUUCGCCGCACGCCGAAAAUAUGUCAAACCGAUAACGUCAGCAGUAGCUGGCGGGGAAGGGAAAAUCUUCAAGCUACAGGUUGAUACCGCUUCCGAUGUGACGAUAAUUGGCAAAGAGAAUUGGGGGAAAAUGGGGAAGUCCAGGAGUCAAGUUAACUAACAGUCACGCCACGAGUGCAUCGAGGAAUAAAAUUCGCUUCAAGGCGGAGUUCCCAUGUGUACUUCAGCUUAACGGAGAAGUGAAACCAAUAAAGAUUCUUGUAGCAGAGUUUGAUUAUUUUGAAUGUUCUAGGUACAGAUGCUCUUGACACUUUUGGUGUAUGGGGCCAUCCGCUUAGUAGUGUAUGUUGUCAAAUCAAGCAAUCAAUACCCGCCAUUGAAGCUGCAGCUAUAACGGACAUUAACCGAAGAUAUGCAGAUGUUUUUAGCGCUGUUCCGGCCAAAUGCAGCAAGGCAGUUGUUCAGCUACAUUUGAAACCAAAUGUACAACCGAUUUUUCGGGCGAAACGACCAAUGGCGUACGCUUUACAAGCUCUAAUAGAGGCAGAAUUGGAUAGACUGGAGAACCUUGGAAUCAUAACACCAGUAGAAUUCUCCGACUGGGCAGCGCCGAUUGUAGCUGUUAGAAAAGUAACAGGCGGAGUACAAAUCUGUGGUGACUACUCAUCUGGGUUAAAUUCAGCACUACAACCACAUCAGCAUCCACUACCUACGGCGGAAGAUAUAUAUGCUAAAAUUGCCAACAGUCAUUGUUUUUCGCAUAUAGAUUUGGCAGAUGCAUAUUUACAGACGGCAGUCACGCCGGAGGCAGCAAAGUUGCUAACUAUAAGUACGCAUUAGGGUUUAUUCGCAUUUAGCCGACUUGCACCAGGGGUCAAAAGCGCACCAGGUGCUUUCCAGCAAAUAAUGGAUACUAUGUUAGCGAACAUAGAUGCUACUGCAGCAUAUAUAGAUGAUAUAAUCGUUGGGGGCUCUACAUGGUUUUCCUAUCUACAAAACUUAUUCAAGGUCUUGCAAAGACUAAGAGAGUACAACUUUCACGUAAAGUUGGAAACAUGUAAAUUUUUUGUUGCGGAGGUUAAAUAUUUAGGAAGUAUUGUUUCACAGAGUGGACUACGUCCAGAUGCAGAUGAAAUCAGCGCAAUACUGAAGAUGCCACCACCUACAAACAUUUCAGAACUACGAGCAUUUUUGGGCAGCGUAAAUUAUUACGGGAAAUUCGUUCGCAGCAUGAGCAGUCUGAGGGCACCUCUGAACGAACUACUUCAUGAUAAUGUAAACUUUGUAUGGACAUCGCAAUGUCAACAAGCUUUCGAGAAGUUCAAAAGCAUUUUGCAGUACGACUUACUGCUCACGCAUUAUAAUCCGGAUCUUCCCAUAAAAGUGGCAGCAGAUGCAUCGACCGACAUUCAACCGAGCAGAAACAUUCUCAGAUUGAGAAGGCGCUAGCGUUGAUAUUUGCAGUAAAAAAGUUUCAUCGAUAUAUUUUCGGACGAAGAUUUAUAUUAUGGACAGAUCACAAGCCAUUACUAUCCAUCUUUGGUAGUAAAAAGGGUAUUCCCGCACAUACUGCAAAUAGACUACAGGGUGGGCUCUUACCCUCAUGCGGUAUAAUUAUGAAUUACAGUACGUCAAUACGAAAAAUUUUGGGUGUGUGGAUACUCUAUCCAGGCUGAUGGAUAAAAAUGAGCAUGAAGAUAUGGUCAUAGCAUGCACGCAACUAAAACAAGAGGUAUUGGCCGAAGUCAACGACCAAAUCAGGAAACUUCCAGUCACGUUUAGUAUGGUACUAAAAGCUACAAGCAAAUGUAAGCAACUAUAAGCAGUUCUGAAAGCAUUGAAGUCUGGAUGGCGAAUGUGCCGUACGAGCUACUUCCUUAUCAUAGACGCAAAGAUUCUUUGAGUGCAGUGAGAGGAUGUCUACUUUUCGGAGAGCGGAUUAUUAUCCCAGUGUCCGCGAAAACGCGUUUUAUGCCAAUUACAUCGGGGACACCCUGGAAAGGAGAGAAUGAAAUCUAUAGCAAGAGGGCAUGUUUUUUGACCUGGCAUAGACGAAUGAUUCGUGUCGUUCGUACGAUAUUGUCAACCAUAUGCGAUGGUAGCGAAAUCGCCUAUAAAAUCUACACUUCACUCAUGGCCGCUAGCAACAAGGCCUAUGGAGCGGUUGCACGUAGAUAUCGCUGGACCCUGUAAUGGAAACUACUACUUCGUGAUAAUUGAUGCCUACGAUAAAUGGCCAGAGAUUUUUCAAACCCCUAGCAUAACCUCAUCAGUGAUUAUAGAAAAAUUGGAUGAGACAUUUUCAAGGUAUGGGAAUGGUCGUAUCUGAAUGGAACACAAUUUGUGAGCGCACAAUUCAAACAAUUUUUGAAGAUGCGAGGAGUGAAUCACGUCAGAACAGCCCCUUGUCACCCACAAUCCAACGGACAGGCAGAACGGUUCGUGGAUACUCUAAAGAGAACGCUAACUAAGCUUAAAAGCGAGGGAACGAGUGUAGAGAACUUACAAACUUUUCUACAAGCGUACAGGUCCACUCCAACCCCGAAUGUACCGAACGGUGAAACACCAGCAGAAGCAUUCUUAAAAAGAAAAAUUAAAACUUCGUCGAACUUGUUAAACCCACCGGAGUUGCAGCGUCAACCGCAAAGCAACGCAAAGCAAGAGCAACGAUUUAAUACGAAGCCCGGCGCGAAGCCAAGACACCUGGCAGCAGGGGAUUUGGUUUAUGUUAACAAAAAGCGUUGGGCACCAGGCACCAUUAUCGAGAAACUUGGCGACGUAAACUACAACGUUUUAAUCUCUGUAAAUCAAAGAAUAAUUCGAGCGCAUAUAAAUCAGUUGAAAAUACGACUUGCUGACAAGGGAUCACCGUCAACGGAUGUUAAAAGGUUCUUAUGUGACAGUUUCGAUCUCUACCAAGCACCAUGGCACCGUCAACAAGCCGUAGAUAAUGGCGACACACGUCAACCUCCAGAAUCGUCAGAAAAGCAUGCCCGACUUGGGGUUCCAGUACAGUUACAGGACGAUCCCGAGAGGGUCGCAGUAGAGGAUCCAGCUGGUCCAGAUAGAUUUUCUACCCGAAAGGCGCUGGAGAUGCAACCGGCAAGCGAAGCGAGACCGGGCCGAAUAAAGAAGACGCCGACGUGGAUGAGUGACUAUGACGUUUCUUAACAAGGAGAGAUGUUGCGGAUAUUGCAGACCUAUUGAAUGCAACCAUGUUCUCACUUAACUUCUGUUAGUGUGGCAGCACUCACAUCGGAUCACCAUAUACUUAUUUGACUUAAUUUUUUUUUUUACUUCACCUUCCUUUUUACGUACUUUACUAGAAAGCACGCUACUAUUUAUAUAGAAUUAAAUAAACUGGAUUUUCUUAACAAUUUGAACAUUUUUUAAUUCUGUUGGACCACAACAGAAGUAAUAGAGAAAAUAGAAGCCGAUAAAAAAAACUCAUGAAGAAGUAUGAAAGGUUGAACAAGAAACUCAGUAACUUGAGGACGAAGCAAAGCAACAACAACAGAAAUUCCAUUCCAGAUUGGUAAACUUGAGGGAGGUUUACAUUAGACCUCUGCAUGAGUUGAUUCUUAUUUCAAGCCAAAAAGAGUACAUUAGAAUGGUCUAUUCUAUUUCAAGUUCAAAAUACCCAGCGUUUUGAAUUUUGUAUGUUAGAAUAUUCAUUGCGUUUUAAAUUU
Molecule: messenger RNA, 4220 nt
Organism: Rhagoletis zephyria (snowberry fruit fly)
Lineage: Eukaryota; Metazoa; Arthropoda; Insecta; Diptera; Tephritidae
Biological process (GO): DNA integration
Molecular function (GO): nucleic acid binding
Source: RefSeq, a predicted model, not a curated record